UAAUCCCGCCCCAGGGCGGAGCCUGGCCGCUGUGAGCUUUAGCUAUGAGCGUUCUAGUGCGGUGUGGGGUUGUCCGCGCGGUCAUUCCCCGUCUUUGGAGAGGGAAAUGCUUCAGUUCCGGAAAUGAGCCGGCAGAAAGCAACCCGGUGACACCGAUGCUGCGGCAUCUUAUGUAUAAAAUUAAGUCUACUGGCCCCAUCUCUGUGGCGGAAUACAUGAAGGAGGUGUUGACCAACCCAGCCAAGGGAUAUUAUAUACAUAAUGAUAUGCUAGGAGAAAAAGGAGAUUUCAUCACUUCACCUGAAAUAAGUCAGAUCUUUGGAGAGCUUCUAGGGAUAUGGUUUGUGAGUGAAUGGAUGAGCUCUGGAAAAAGUGCAGCUUUUCAGCUGGUGGAGCUGGGCCCAGGUCGGGGUACCCUCACAGGAGAUAUUUUGAGGGUGUUCAGUCAGCUUGGGUCUGUGCUGAAGAACUGUGACAUUUCAAUACAUCUAGUAGAGGUGAGCCAAAAGUUAAGUGAGAUUCAAGCACUGACGCUGACUGAAGAGAAGAUUCCUUUGGAGAGAGAUGCUGAAUCCCUGGUGUAUAUGAAAGGUGUUACUAAAUUUGGGCUUCCAAUCUCCUGGUACCGAGAUCUGAAGGAUGUUCCCAAAGGGUACAGCUUUUAUCUGGCACAUGAAUUUUUUGAUGUUCUUCCUGUCCAUAAAUUUCAGAAAACACCACAAGGAUGGAGAGAAGUACUCAUUGAUAUUGAUCCAGAAGUUUCUGAUAAACUGAGGUUUGUUUUGGCGCCUUGUGCCACCCCAGCAGAAGCCUUCAUACAACAUGAUGAAACAAGGGACCAUGUGGAAGUAUGUCCUGAUGCCGGGGCUAUCAUUCAGGAACUUUCUCAACGCAUUUCCCUAACUGGAGGCGCUGCACUGAUUGCUGAUUAUGGUCACGAUGGAACAAAGACAGAUACCUUCCGAGGGUUUUGUGGACACAAGCUUCAUGAUGUCUUAAUUGCUCCUGGAACAGCAGACCUAACAGCUGAUGUGGACUUCAGUUAUCUGCGCAGAAUGGUACAAGGAAAAGUAGUCUCUCUGGGUCCAACAGAACAACGGACAUUCUUAAAAAAUAUGGGCAUUGACGUCCGGCUGAAGGUUCUUUUAGAUAAAUCAGAUGACCCAUCAAUGAGGCAGCAGUUGCUUUGGGGGUAUGAAAUGUUAAUGAAUCCUAAGAAGAUGGGAGAGAGAUUUAACUUCUUUGCCUUGCUGCCUCAUCAGAGACUUCAUGGUGGAAGUCAUGAGAUGAAUGCCUGUCAGUCAAAACCCUCUACAUCAUCUGUUGCUGGUUUUGAUGAACUCACUUGGCGGUGAUAAUUCAACUUGGGCUUUAUAACUCCUCAGUAUGCUUAAAAAAAAAUCAAAAUUGUACACUGAAGGUAACUUAAGUGUUCAAAGUAUUUUAUCUUUUUGAAGCUGGCAAAAAUAGCCUUUAUUAUGUCAAGACAAUCAGAAUUGUACAACUUUCAGGGUUAUAACCAAGUCUUGAUACUUAGUAAUUUAUCAUAAAAGCCAGUUCCGUUUAAUAAAGUUGCUGUAUUUCUAUUUUGCUUUUAGAAAAUACAUAUGAGGGGGGCUGGAGAGAUGGCUCAACAGUUAAGAACACUGGUUGUUCUUGCAGAAGACCUGGGUUCAAAUCCCAGAACCCACAUGGCAGCUAAAAA
Messenger RNA from Nannospalax galili (Upper Galilee mountains blind mole rat), 1705 nucleotides. RefSeq names its product NADH:ubiquinone oxidoreductase complex assembly factor 7 (gene Ndufaf7). Lineage: Eukaryota; Metazoa; Chordata; Mammalia; Rodentia; Spalacidae. The record is from RefSeq and is a predicted model, not a curated record. Bases 45 to 1355 code for a protein of 436 amino acids. Gene Ontology annotation, cellular component: mitochondrion. The transcript is spliced from 10 exons. Gene Ontology annotation, molecular function: protein-arginine omega-N symmetric methyltransferase activity. Gene Ontology annotation, biological process: mitochondrial respiratory chain complex I assembly.